AUGGCUCUUUACUUCUAUUUAGAUGAAAAUUCCAGUCUUAGAGAAAACCUAAGUACUUUAGAGAAGAAGCUACAAGACGCUGCACAGGUGAAAAUGUUAAUAUUGUAUUCGCCAAAAUGUCUAAAUCAUCACAACUCACUGUUAUUCAACCAAUUUUACCAAAUUAUUUAAUCAAAGAAUACACUAAAAGUCUAAAUAUUAAUAAACGUAACUGGAUAAACAUAUCACAACUGUUUUAUAAUUUUUUGAAAUACUGUUUACAAAUUCCAGGGAACAAUUAGUAAAUAAAAUAGUAAAAACUUAGUUAUAGUAAUAAAGUUAUGUUUUUUUCCCCUGUCUAUUGUGAAAUGUGUUUUGUAAAGGAAAAAAUAAUAAUAAUAAAAAAAAAAAUAUAUAUAUAUAUAUAUAUAUAUAUAUAUAUACACAACAAUGUAUAUUCACUAUACACCAUAUUGUACAGUGUAGAGAAUUGCAAACUGAAUCACAAAAAUAGAUCAAAUAUCUGUGAAUGUAAUGGAGUUGGGGACAUUUUUCAACUUUUAUGUUGGCCUAAGCUUUGCAAUGUGGUUUUCAAUUCUACAAUUCAGUGUUUUGUAAAUAAACCCCUAUGUGGGUUCAGAAAUCCAUGGAUAUAGAAAUCAUGUAGGCAAGUUCCUUUAAAGAAUUAUGGAGCAACACAAUGCUUUGCCUAUUGACUCCCCUUCAAUUGAGAAUAUCUGCUGGAAUCAUUCAAAAAUAUUUUUAGAAGAGUAGGGACAUUUGCAAGAAAAAAAAUAACAAUUGAGAUUUGAAACAUCCUCCAAUAACAUCACACGCUACUACAAUUGUAUGAAUUGUACUAAUUCAAAUGUUAAAUGGUAAAAUCUGAUUCUCAAAAGGGCAAAGGCAUUAUUCCUAAACAUCUUACGUAAAAAUUAUUUUAAAAAAAUACAGUACUGUUUGGAGUAAAAUGAGUGCGAGAGUGCCCCCUAAUGUUAGAACUAAGAUAAACCAAAGUCAAUAUGUCAUAGUUCAGCUCCACUGAUCUAUUAAAUGAAAUGUUUCAUAUAACUGCUAAUGAUCAAACUUUAGCUGUCUGAUGUGGAAUGUAUCUAUUUUCAAUGAGUGUUACUUUGUGCUAUGUUCAUAAGCAAAGGGCUGCUCACUAUCCAUGUCUAGAGAAAAUCAAAUGUUCAGGCACAGAGGUAUUAUUAAAUAUACAUAAUUACAAUAUUUCCAAACAUUAUGUUUUAUGUCAGUUAAUUUAUUACAGCACUCCACAGCAAAAAUGCAAAAUUAUUUUUCUGUGGCAUAAAAAUAUAUUACAAACUCUUUAACACAUUCACUGAAUGCUCAGCCGGCCCAUUAGUCAUGUUCCAAGUUACUCUCCCUAGAAAGCGAUUUUCCCUCUUUGUCCAUCUGAAUUGAUGGGAACUAUGCAUUCUCAAGGCUCAUUUACUUACCAAAAGUUAGAUAAAGACAAUGCAUCAGCAGCUUCCAGGGUUAUUUAGCAUUUGUACAUGUUCUCAACUAAACUACAUUUUCAGUUUAAUCAUCAGUAUUUGAGUAUGUAGACAGCUCCAUAUAAAUAAAGUAAUUUAGUAUAAACUUCACUUGUAUAGCCCAAUGAAAUAGCCCUUGCCAUCAUUUAAAAACUUUAAAACUUGCCAUCAUUUAAAAUCUCAUUUGCUUGAGAUAUCAUGUGUUACCAAGUAACAAGCCUUUGGCAAUAUUCAUUAUUUAUCAAAUUAUGUCUGUCUCUACCAUACAGUUUGGAAACUUAGUUAUUGAACCUUCGUUUUAAAUCUAGCCUUGGCAACCAAUCCAUACCAUUUACCAUUUAUUUUUUUCAUUUCUGACCUGAUUAGAAUUGAAAUUUAGCAAACCUUUUUUUCUGCCAGUAACUCUUCUAAAGUCAGAGAAUGUUGUGUUAAAACUGGGCUUAAACAAAGAUUGUGUUAACUGAAGACAGUUUAGUCUCAGACAUUUUUGAAAAAGGUUGAACUUGCUUUUCUAAGCAACAUAACUACUGCAACUUGAUGUAGUUUUAAAUCAACCACUACUCUUUAAAGGAAAAAACUGUAAGAAAGAGCAACAACAUUUGAAACGUGCUAUAAGUUUUUGAUGGUCCUGUUAAAGUGUUGCUAACUCCUAUUAGACAAGAUUGUUAUAGCUGAGACUUGAGCUCUUAACAUAAGGUUAAGGUCCUUUAAUCGCCAAUCAGAUACUGAUCUAUGAAGUGUCGAACAGUCUAUAUGAAGUAUUGGAUUGGCGGGAUUGUGAUUGUAUCAACUUUAUUAACAAAUCAUCAGAGCGAGUUGACAUGGCACUAAAUAUUGGUUAUGAAAGUGUUUUCCUAUGAAUUAGGUUCAGGGUUAUAAACUUAAACAUUUAUAAAUCACGUUUCUUUGUACAAAGUGCUAUUAUGUCUUAAUUCAGUUCAGUGUAGUCAUUUUACCAGUGCACAUUAGAACCUACCCUCCAUUCUCCUUUUUCAUGCACCAUUCAUUCACCAUCCACUCACCCCAGCACUCACCACUAAACUCUCAUUACCCCCAAUCUAACCUUCAAACUAGUGCUCUGUAAUCUCCCUGUUACUCCUCAUACUUCUUCUACACUGUAGCUCUGUUUUUGCCCUUGCACUCCCCUUCUCACCAUCUUUGCUCAUUUGCAUCGUUCACUUAGGUUAUCUCCUUCUGAACUGCUUUCCCUGUUGCUGUCAAAUGCGUAUCUAAGAAGAAAAAAGAUACUGUUGGGAAAUCUAUUUGAUAUCAUAGAAAGUGAACAAUUUAAAAUGGUUUGAAUCAAUUCUUUUUUUUCUUCAUUUUUAUCUAUUUCUCUUAUGUGUUUUUUUCUAUGCUUAAAACUCUGACAAUGAGUGGAGUUUAAGGCAAGUUCUACUAUCUUGACAAAGGCAGUAGAGCUUUCCUUAUUCCUUAAACGCCACCCUUUGUCAAGAUUAUCAAGCGUAGAAAAAAUGUAUAAGACAAAGUAGUCCAUACUUUGUGUUAUGUUUUAAAGAAAAUUAGAUCAGAAAGAAGAAAGGAAGAACAGAUUGUGAAAGAGGAAAAGAAGAGAAAAUAAUAGUGGAAAGACAAGUUUGACGUGACAUUGUCACUUUAAUCUCGAUUUUUAGAUUAUAAAGUUUUCUUACAAUUGGAAGUGAUUCCAGCUGUAAAAUAUUUUGUCAUCUUGUACUCUGCCUUUUUACCUUCACACUCAUGUUGUAGCCAUAUUACAUGUAUUCUGUUUGCGUCUUCCUAAAAUUAAUUGAUAUUUUAAAUUGCUCUGUCUCUGCACAUUUAACUUGCAAGGUUUCUACAGGAAUCUAUUCCCCACUUUUUUGUUUUUGCUUCUUGUUAUGUCUUUUUUUUCCAAUGUCUUCAUGAUUUCAAAGUGUUUGUAGAAUUCUAAUACUCGGUUUAGAAUUGUAACUAAAUGGAUGUGUUGUAUAUUAUCUUACGAAAAGAACUAUAUCAUAUUCAUCAUCUGUACUUUGUCAGAGACCACUUAUGUUACUCCAACCUUAAAAACUGAACGGUUUGUCAGGUUUAAUGAGAGGUUGUUACCUGACAAAGAAGGUAUGGGAAAUUUUAUCACAGUAUGUUAAAAUUAUUCUUAGAUGAGGAGCUAGACAAUAAAAGACAAUUUUGUAACACAAUGCCACAAUGUAAUCUCUCUGUCUUGUGAGACCUGUUUUAUACUUGCAGCCUUUUGGUAGCAGAUGGGAUUGUACAUUCAGUGUACAAUUCUGCAUUUAGUUAUAAAACUUUAAAUGAAAAAGAACUUGUCUAACUUGCUGUAAUAUUUCUAAAGUUCCAAUAAAUAGGAAGGUUGAACCAAUUGGGAAUGGAUUACAAAAAUGAUAAAUUCUUGGCUUUAAAGGGGCAGGUGUUUUAGGAUCCCAUCACCUGGGGGUUUAGCCUUCAAACUAGAAACGAGUCCUACGAGGGUUUAAAUGAGUGGUUCCCAAACUUUUUAGGUUCAAGGCGCCCUUAAUAUUUCAGUAUUUUUCUAAGGCACCCCAAGUCAAAAUUUCUAGGUUGCAUAUCUGUACAGCGCUGCGGCAUUUACUGGCGCUAUAGUGUAAUGUACAGUGUUGGUGUUUGAAGGGGUGCUUGUAUAUAGUUAUUGUGUUUUAAUACAGGGGUGUGUUUGUAUGUAAUGUUCACUUUUAAAAAUGAAUGUACAUUUGUGUGAAGUAUUUGUGUUUGAGUGAAGGUGUGUGUUUGUAUAUAUAUUUUUUUGAGUUUAAAUGCAGGGGUGUGUUUGUAUGUAAUAUUUAUGUGCUUGUAUGUUGUGCUGGUUUUUGACUGAUUGGAUGUAUGCACAUACACUACCACAUACAUACAUACAUACAUACAUACUUACACAGAUAUUCAUGCACAUUAACACACAGAUGCAUAUACAUAUACUGACACAUACACACAAAUUCAUAUAGGCACGACAUACACACACAUGCACCCGACACACACAAACAUUGAUACAUGCCCACACCAUUACACAGAUACACACACUGACAUAAAAACACACACCCUGACACACAAAGGCACAUACACAGAUGUGUGCGCACACACAGACACAGAAGCACACUGACAUAUAUAUACACACACAGAUGUGUCACUUCCUCCCAGUCGGCCGACAUUACGGGGGUCUGGUCUCAGUCUUAAGGACCAUGGCACUCAACCUGGUCCCUCCUGAGCAUUAAUGUUUCCCGUUGCUAUAAUCAUAGCAUCGGGGAAACAUUCUGCGUCACCCCUGUGUGCACAUAGCGGCACCCCAGGGCGCCGCGGCACACAGUUUGGGAACUGCUGGUUUAUUAGUCCUCAUGUCUCCCUAUAGUGUAUCAGUGUCACCAUGUUUCCCAGUGUCCCCAGGUAUCUGUGUACCCCAAUGCCCCCAUGUCUCUCCUCGUGUCCCCAUGUCUCCUGGUGUCCCCAUGUCUCACAGUGUCUCAGUGUCCCCUAGUGUCUUGAUGUCCCCAUGUCUCUGUGUCCCCAUAUCUCCCAGGAUCCCCUAGUGUCCUUAUAUCUGUGUGCCACCGUGUCCCCAUGUCUCCCAGUGUCUGUGUCCGGAUGUCUCUAUGCCCCCUAGUGUCCCCAUGUCUCCCAGUGUCCCCUAGUGUCUCAGUGUCCCCAUUUGUAUGUCUCCCAGGAUCCCCAGUUCCACUAUGUCUCUACGUGCCCCAGUGUCCCCAUGCCUCUCUGUGUCUUUCAGGAUCCCUCAGUAUCUCCAUGUCUAUGUGUUUCCCAGGACCCCUGUGUUUCCAUGUCUCUCAGGGUUCCCCCUGUCUCCCAUGGUGCCCCAUUGUCCCCAUGUCUCUGUGUGUCUCCCAGGAUCCCUCUUUGUGCCCCCUGUGUUACCUGUUAUAGACUGUCCUCCAAUUUGUCUCUCCCCAUCCCUCACUUACCUGAGCUGUUGUCUGGACUCUCGGGAUAGAGCUGCUCCCCCGCGGAUCAGUGAGUAAAGAGAGGCAGGGAAGGAGAUGCUGUAACUUCCUAUCCCUGUCUCUCUUAGAUACAGAGCCACCUACUGAAAAAAAUACCAGCAUUUCUUUGCCGGUAUUAGUGCAAUAGGCAGACUCAAAUACCGGCUGUGCUGGUAAAAUACCGGCCUGGUGGCAACCCUACCCCCACCCGCAGCCCAUGAUUGGCUAAAGACACUUGAGUGUCCCUACUUCAAUUUUAUUUAGGCUCUCACCACAUGCACAUUGGUAGUGGGGGCCAGUUGCCCAGAGAAAUAAUUUUGAACAGAUGCGGGCCGCUCAACGUUUAAUAGCUCGGCCCCCACUUGCACCAUAUCAAGUGUGAAUCUUCCUAUAAUUAUAUGCAUUUUUAAAUGUUUUACUGUGGUAGCUUGUUAGCAAUUGCUGGCCAGCCACCACAAACUUAACCCUCACACUGACAAGGUUUUUAUUUUAACCUAUGUGUCCUCUGAAGUCCAGAUUUCAAUAAAUUUAAUUUAAUAAUUUGAUUUACCAGAUGUAUCUGUCUUUAUUUGAAAUCUUGAUCAUUUGAUAUACCAGAUGUAUCUUUCUUCAUUUGAAAUCUUGUGUCUCUCUAUUUGGUGUUUGAUAAAUGAUUUUCAUGCUAAUGAUACUAAAUUUAAGCCAGACAAAUGGAUUAGACUGACUGUUGUUCAUUUGGUUGGAAUGACCGAAUUUCGACUAGAUAUGGCCUUAGGAAGUAUUGCAAAUCUCUACAGAAUCUGGUAAUUUUCACCAAAUUGUGUCCAUCUGGACAAAAUUCUGCGUUUAGUAAAUAACUUUUUAGUAAAUAAAUGUUUACUUUUUAAUCUACUUUGUAAUAUCAUGAACAUACAUAUGUUGUUAGGUUUUUUUGGCUUCCAGUGUUGACAACCUGCUUUUUGACUUGUGUUUGAAUCUUUUAAAAUAAAAAGUAGUACUAAGCAGUCCCGGAAUUACCAUCGGGCUGGUCCAUGUAGGGCCAGCACUAUCUGAGCGCCAGCCCCACUGUUUUCCAUGACAGGCCAGUGGAGAGAUCUAAGAUCUCCCGCACCGGCCCACAUGCAGUGUGAUGCGGCCGCCGGCUGGGGAGGGGGACUGGAGAGGAACCCGGAGGAGCUCUAUCUUGCAGCUCCGUCGGGUUGCUCUCGCGAGAUCGGUCUAGACACUCACAGGACCCUCUCACACACACACACACACACACACACUGCACCCCUCACACACACUGCAAUCUCACUCACACACACACACACUGCACCCCAGCACCCUCACACACACACACUGCACUCCUGACACUCACAACACCCUCACUCACACACACAGCACCCCAGACAUUCACAGCACCCUCACACACGUACACAUUGCACCCCUGACACUCACAGCACCUUCACUCACACACACACGCACAGCACCCUCACUCACACACACACACUGCACCCCUGACACUUACAGCACCCUCAUUCACACACACACACUGCACCCCUGACAUUCACAGCACCUCACUCACACACACACACACACACACACUGCACCCCUGACACUCUCAGAACCUCACUCACACACACACACACACUGCACCCCUGACACUUACAGCACUCUCACUCGCUACACACUCACACACACUGCACCCCUGGCACUCACAGCACCCUAACUCACACGCACACACACUGCACCCCUGACACUCACUGCACCUUCACAUGCACAUAGCAUCCUCACUGAAACCCAGCACUCAGACACAGCACACACUCACACACACACACUGCACCCCUCACUCACAGCACACACACCCACACCCACACAGUACCCUCACAAACACACACACUGCACUCCUCUUGCACACACACUACACCCCUCACACACACACACACACUGCACCUCACACAUGCACACUGUAAUAAUACUUCUUUCCUUGGUAUAUUUUUGUUCUCCUGGUGUCCUAUCUAUGGAGGACCAGAGACAAAUUUCCAAGCAAAUUUGUAUGAGAGUGUGUUGUUUGUGUGUGGGUGUUGUAUGUGGUGUUGUGUGUGGGUUUUGUGUGUUUGUGAGGAUGCUGUUAGUGUGCUGGGUGUGUGUGGGUGUUGUAUGUGUGUGGGUGCUGUGUGUGCGAGGGUGAUGUAUGUGUGUAGGUGCUGUGUGUGUGUGUGUGUGUGUGGGUGCUGUUUGUGGGCUGUGUGUGCUGUAUGUUUGGGUGGAAAUCUUGAUCAUUUGAUAUACCAGAUGUAUCUUUCUUCAUUUGAAAUCUUGUGUCUCUCUAUUUGGUGUUUGAUAAAUGAUUUUCAUGCUAAUGAUACUAAAUUUAAGCCAGACAAAUGGAUUAGACUGACUGUUGUUCAUUUGGUUGGAAUGACCGAAUUUCGACUAGAUAUGGCCUUAGGAAGUAUUGCAAAUCUCUACAGAAUCUGGUAAUUUUCACCAAAUUGUGUCCAUCUGGACAAAAUUCUGCGUUUAGUAAAUAACUUUUUAGUAAAUAAAUGUUUACUUUUUAAUCUACUUUGUAAUAUCAUGAACAUACAUAUGUUGUUAGGUUUUUUUGGCUUCCAGUGUUGACAACCUGCUUUUUGACUUGUGUUUGAAUCUUUUAAAAUAAAAAGUAGUACUAAGCAGUCCCGGAAUUACCAUCGGGCUGGUCCAUGUAGGGCCAGCACUAUCUGAGCGCCAGCCCCACUGUUUUCCAUGACAGGCCAGUGGAGAGAUCUAAGAUCUCCCGCACCGGCCCACAUGCAGUGUGAUGCGGCCGCCGACUGGGGAGGGGGACUGGAGAGGAACCCGGAGGAGCUCUAUCUUGCAGCUCCGUCGGGUUCCUCUCGCGAGAUCGGUCUAGACACUCACAGGACCCUCUCACACACACACACACACACACACACUGCACCCCUCACACACACUGCAAUCUCACUCACACACACACACACUGCACCCCAGCACCCUCACACACACACACUGCACUCCUGACACUCACAACACCCUCACUCACACACACAGCACCCCAGACAUUCACAGCACCCUCACACACGUGCACAUUGCACCCCUGACACUCACAGCACCUUCACUCACACACACGCACAGCACCCCACUCACACACACACACUGCACCCCUGACACUUACAGCACCCUCAUUCACACACACACACUGCACCCCUGACAUUCACAGCACCCUCACUCACACACACACACACACACACUGCACCCCUGACACUCUCAGAACCCUCACUCACACACACACACACACUGCACCCCUGACACUUACAGCACUCUCACUCACACACACACACACUGCACCCCUGACUCUCAAAGCACCCUCACUCACACUCACACACACAGCUUCCUCACACGCAUAUAGCACCCUCAAUCAAACACAGCACCAUCACACACACACUGCACCCAUCACUCACACACAGCACACACACACACUGCACCCCUCAUACACACAGCACCCUUACCCACACAGCACCCUCACACACAUACUGAACCCCUCUUGCACACACACUACACCCUCACACACACACACACACUGCACCCUCACACAUGCACACUGCACAAUACUCUUUCCUGGCAUUUUUGUCUCCUGGUGUCCCAUCUAUGGAGACACCAGAGACAAAUUUUAAGCAAACAAAGUGCAAGCAUGUUAUUAAAUUUGUUUGCGUUGUGCGGAACAAAUACAUGGCUUUUUUCUCAUGCUAGAGCUCUUCAGCAGAGCUCUGUGCAUGGGCUGCCCUGGAAGAGCAUUGAACCAACAUGUUCACUUUGCGAUAGGGCGUGCUUGUCAUUGGUUAUGACAAAACACACCCUAUCUGGCCCCGGGCCGAAUUUUCUUCCCAGUCUGGCCCUGGCAAUAAGUAUAUAAUGACCCGCAAUGGUUUCUUGCACAGAAAGCACCCAGAGUUAGCAUAUUCUGCCAUUAACUGCAAGGACGAAAAAAUUAUUUACCAUUAAUCUGAAUGUUCACCUUCAACAAGGGUAAUUUUACAGUAUCACAAAUGUCUGAAUCACUGGGUAUUUUACAGCAUUUAAAACUUUCUCAGUACUAUUAACAUUUAGAAUUGCUCUAAAUGUUAACUGCUGUCAUUGAAACCUUUAUUGGAUUGGAAUUGUGGGUCAAACUCUGAUUUUCCUGUAACAUUUACAAUUCAUAGCCAUAUUUGGGGUUUAGUGAAUAUCCCCAAAGUUUUUAAUAUACACCUGUUCCCAAAUGGUUAAUCUCUUUGUUUAUAAUUCCGCUGGGGCUUGCAUGUUUCAAGUGCUAUGAUGAUUAAUGCAUGCCUUGGCAGAAAAACAGGCAUUUUAGCUUAUAUAUAUAUAUAUAUAUAUUUAUUUUUUUAUUUUUUUUUGUAUUAUUAUUUUUUUGUAGGAGCAUACCAUAGAGAUUGACUCUUUAAUGUCUGUAAUCAAAAGCAAGGAGAAUGAAUAUAAAAUGCAACUGAAGAAGAUUGAGAAUGACAUGGAUGCCAAAUGUGAGUUCACAGCAAUUGUCAUAAAUUAAAGUAAAAUUAUGUUAUGGUUGAAAAGGGUAUUGUUGCUUCUCAUUACACAACUGAUUAAAAUAUUGAAAAUCACCUAUCGUUUUUUUUUUUCAAUGAGAUGCUCUAUUUUCUUUUUAUUUCAUUUCAUGUUAAAGAUUUAGCAACCUCGCAAUCCAGUUCAGCCAAGGCAAACCCAGGCAUUACAAAAUUAUGAGGGAAAAAGAAACAAUCAUGGUUAUUAAAAAAGUCAUAAUAUCCCAAAUGGUUCCUUACGGAUGCAUUCGGAAUGCAAAAUCUGGACAUUAUUAAUAAGAUUCAUCAGUGGGCUAAAAUCCAGAUCUAAAUGGUAAAACAUGGGAAUAGUAAAUUAUAGCAUAUCUAGGAGUGCUGGAGCAAUCUAAGGAUGAAGCAGAAAGGUGUCAAUGACACUGUCUGUGAAGUUAUCACAAGUGGUUAUCCAAUCUAUAGUAUGACGCAACAAGGCAGCCAUGUUGUAUAUUUAGAAGUUUGGCAAAUUUAAACCUGUUUGAGGAGGGUUUUUUUUUUGUAUUCUUUAAUUUUGUUGUGCAAGUUAUAACAUGUGUGCCUGUGUUGCCACAACAGUCACAAGCAUAAUAUAAUCUGACAUUUUCAAGCAUGGCAAGGAUAAGGUCUGCACAAUUUUAUAACGUUAAUGCUCGGGUCUUGGUCUGCUAGGGUAUGCGUGUCUGAGUGGUACACGCUGUAAUCAAAAAGUAUACAGAAAGUAUAAAGAUAAUUAACAUCUAAGGGUCUGAAGACUGCGAACAGUUAAAUAUUAUAGGCUCGCUUAUGUCUAUUACAAUAUUAACCUAAAGAAUACUAAUAUAGACAUGAAUAAUAGUAGACAAAACAGUUAUAGUACUUGCCUAUCGAGGAGGCCUAUAACCUCAAUACAUCAAUAUAGAUUGCACUUGAUAUACAUUUAUGUAAUAUUCCUGUAAGAAGCAGGGAGAUUAUUUCUUCAGUGGGGCUUACUCGGAGUGCGUACUCUGAUGCAAGAUACGAUGCAUGGUUUGCUUGUGUUUCAAAGAAAGAUGCAGAGAUACAAAAAUAUUUGCAAUUGGUUCUUCUUGUUAAACUUUAUUAAUAAGACAGGAAGAACAUCAGCAGGAUUUAUCGGUGUUGCUGAAUAAUCUGUGCCUUUUCUGCGAUUUAUAAAUUUUGCCCAUCUAUUUCGCUCUUCUUUUUACAACUACUAGGCAUGGGCGUCCGCAGGGGGGGGCACUUUGUGUGUGUGUGUUUGUUCGGGUCCUGUUAGUGUGCUGUUUGUGUGCGGGUGUUGUGUGUUUGUCAGGGUGCUGUUUGUAUGAGAGUGUGCUGUUUGUGUGUGGGUGCUGUGCGGGUGUUGUGUGUGGGUUUUGUGUGUUUGUGAGGAUGCUGUUAGUGUGCUGGGUGUGUGUGGGUGUUGUGUGUGUGGGUGCUGUGUGUGCGAGGGUGAUGUAUGUGUGUAGGUGCUGUGUGUGUGUGGGGGGGUGCUGUUUGUGGGCUGUGUGUGCUGUAUGUUUGGGUGGAGGUGGGGGCAGACUAGUUAAUAUCCCAGUCCUGCUGCCUUCCCUGGUGGUUCAGUGGAGAGUGAACUCUAGCCCGGGUUCUCUGCUGCCUCCCUCCAUGCUGCUGUGGACCGGUGAGGUAGAACUUUGAUCUCCCCACCGGCCCAUGGAGGCUUAGACCAGAGCCGCCGCUCGGAUAGCGUCGGCUCUGCAUGAGCCGACCGGGGAGAUCCAGAGAUCUCCCCUGCCGGUCUCAAUCCAUUGGCGUGCCGCGGGGAUUAGGGUGUGCCCAGGCACACCCGACACACCCCGUGCGCACACCUAUAGAAGUGAGGAAUGGGGGAGACAGCCUACAUGAAGAGUCAGCAAGGAGCAGGAAGGUAAGGUAAGAAAAGGAGAAGGAACAGAAAUUAGCAGGAAGGGACAUCAAGGAGCAGAAAGGGGCAGCAAGGAGCUGGAAGGGACAGCAAGGAGCACAAAAGGUAAAAUAGGAGAAGGAGCACAAAGGAACAGAAAUGAACAGGAAGGGUCAGCAAGGAGCUGGAAGUUAAAGCAGCACAAAGGUAAAGUAGAAGGAGCAGAAAGGGUCAGAAAUGAGCUGGAAGGGGCAGAAGGAGCACAAAGGUAAAGUAGGAGAAUGAGCAGGAAGGGGCAGCAAGGAGCAGAAAGGGACAACAAGGAGCAGAAAGGGACACCAAGGAGCACAAAGGUAAAGGAGCAGAAAGAAUCAGAAGGAGCACAAAGGUAAAGUAGGAGAAAGAGCAGAAAGGGACAGCAAGGAGCACAAAGGUAAAGUAGAAAAGGGAGCAGAAAGGGACAGCAAGGAGCACAAAGGUAAAGUAGAAAAGGGAGCAGAAAGGAACAGCAAGGAGCACAAAGGUAAAGUAGAAAAGGGAGCAGAAAGGGACAGCAAGGAGCACAAAGGUAAAGUAGAAAAGGGAGCAGAAAGGGACAGCAAGGAGCACAAAGGUAAAGUAGAAAUAGCAGAAAGGGUCUGCAAGGAGCAGAAAGGGAUCAGAAUGAGAAAGGAGCAGAAGGGCGCAAAAUAAGCAGAAAGUAGCAGAAAGGUAAAAGAGCAGAAGGGGCCAAGGAUAGAAAACAGUGUCAGAAGAAAAAAAAAGACUGUCAAAUGAAGGAGAGGAAAAGGAGAUUAGAGCAGGAAGGACAAAUUAAGUGAACCCUCCACUUUAUUCUGGACACCACAUCAUAAGGCUUUGGUACCUGGGCCAAGCAGGGAAACGCUGGACCUUCUCAUCUCCAAAGGUAAAAAAAUAUCAGUAUUAAUGUGUUCACUUUUAUUUACUGAGUGUCAGGAAGCACAGAGUGCCGUUGGGUAGGGGUGUUGCUGAUUGGCUAGAGCGGUCAGCUGGCACUCUAAGCCAAUCAGUAGCUCCCCAUUCAUAAAAAAGUAAAAAUAUUUUAUGAACCGGGAACUAGCGAUUGGCUUAGAGCGUCAACUGUCCACUCUAGCCAAUCAGCGGCACCCAUGCCUGACGUCAAUCUGCACUUCCUGACACUCUGUUUCAGAAGCCAAAUACCACUGAGCGACCUGGAGCUGGAGGAAGCCUUUGGGGUUAAACCAUUUGAGAGCGAUUUAACCCCUUAAAGGAAAGCGAGCACCCAGGGGCUUCCUGGCAUCAUAGCAUUUUCAUUUAGGUGAAGUUGUUAUGGUGACCAGAAUGGUCCUUUAAUUUGCUUAAAGGAACACUAUAGUGUCAGGAAUACAAACAUAUAUUCCUGACACCAUAGUUGUGAAAACGCUAUUCACCCUGGCUUUAUGUGAUAAUGGCUAUGCCCCUUCCCUUUCAUGACACUGUCAAAAAGGUACCAAGCAUGGAUGUCAUUACAAUUAUGCCCCCCCCCCUGGAAAAAUUCCUGCGGACGCCCAUGCUACUAGGUCAUUUUUUUCUUGUGUCACUUUGUCACGUUUACCUUGGUGUAGAAAGCUUGGCAGAAUAUCCACCAGUUAGUUCCUUUUUAAAUUUUUUUUUUUUUUUAUGUGAAUUUGCAGUAAUCCUGAAGGAUGAAGAAAUUAAAACUUUACUUUGCAAAAGAGAUGAGGAAAUUGAGAAAUUAAACUAUCAGCUGAAAACCUUGGAAAAAGAAAAGCAGAAUGAAAUGAUAAAACAGCAAAUAGAGGUAAUGUAUAGCUAGCAAGUGUAAUGUAUAAAUCGUGAAAAACAAAAUACUACUGUAAUCGCUAGUAAAAUAAUACCGUUUUCAAGAAAUCUACUGUAAUGCAUCCGCAGAAAUAUCUAUAUGUGACCUCUUAGAGCUUUAUCCACUAAACCAGAAAUUGCAAGGAAUUGACAUCAAUUUAAAAAAUGCAGGAUAAAAGAACAAGUUAGAAAAACAGCCACUCUCCUCUUUUUGUAUAAAUGUUGCUGUUCCUAGCGUGCCACAAUUCUUAGCUCCUUGAAGAAACCCAGGAAGCAAAUAAGUAAACGAGAGCAAAUAUAUACCAUCAAACAAGCUUUAUACCAAUGUUAAGAACACUAAUAAAGAAAUACUGUAUUUUCUGGCAUAUAAGAUGACUUUUUAACCCUGGAAAAUCUUCUCCAAAGUCGGGGGUCGUCUUACACGCCGGGUAUAGGGUCUAUAUGGCUGCCAGGGGCGCCCUGCGCCCCCAUCGCCGGCCCUUCUAAUGCUGCAGCCGCCUGAGCGCUCUAUAGAGAACACACAGACGGCUGCCGCACUGCCUCUCUUCUCACCUCCCCUUCCCUGUGCAGAGUGGGUGGCCGAGCUCCUCUUCGUCCUGUCAGUCCGGCCGGGUACCGCGCGGUACAGGAGAUUCAGUUACCUGUUCCCGGCCGGACUGAAAGGAAGUGCACACUGAGUGCUCACUUCCUUUCAGUCCGGCCGGGAACAGGUAACUGAAUCUCCUGUACCGCGCGGUACCCGGCCGGACUGACAGGACAAAGAGGAGCUCGGCCACCCACUCUGCACAGGGAAUGGGAGGUGAGAAGAAUGUAGGGAGGAUUGGGGGUGGGCGGAGUAAAAAGAAUAAAAAUAAUUAUAGGGCAUAAAGAUUAUAUGCCCAAACAGCCUGGCACAUACCUGGGCUUUAAAUGCUAUUUUCAGAUUAUCAUUAUUUAAUGUCUUGCUGUGUAGCUCUGUCUGCUCACUGUACAUCAUGGCUAAUUUUUAUUUGGUGUGCAUUGGAAGAGGGGUAGUCUUAUACGGUGAGUAUAUCCCAAACUCUAUAUUUUAACUGGAAAAGUUGGGGGUCGUCUUAUACGCCCAGUCGUCUUAUACGCCGGAAAAUACGGUAUAUAUUUUAACUACUUUUUUUUUUUUAAGUGUUAUUUAAAAAUGUCAAUAUAUAACUGAUAUUGAAAUUAAGAAAUUUGCAUGUAGCAUGCAAUUAGCAUGGCACAGUAAGGCAGAUUGUCUGGGUUAUAAUAUAUAAUAUAUACUUAAAGGAACACUAUAGUCACCUAAAUUACUUUAGCUAAAUAAAGCAGUUUUAGUGUAUAGAUCAUUCCCAGGCAAUUUCACUGUCAUUUAGGAGUUAAAUCACUUUGUUUCUGUUUAUGCAGCCCUAGCCACACCUCCCCUGGCUAUGAUUGACAGAGCCUACAUGAAAAAAAAAAUGGUUUCACUUUCAAACAGAUGUAAUUUACCUUAAAAAAUUGUAUCUCAAUCUCUAAAUUGAACGUUAAUCACAUACAGGAGGCUCUUGCAGGGUCUAGCAAGCUAUUAACAUAGCAGGGGAUAAGAAAAUCUUAAUUAAACAGAACUAAAUAGGGCUCUCUUUACAGGAAGUGUUUAUGCAAGGCUGUGCAAGUCACAUGCAGGGAGGUGUGACUAGGGUUCAUAAACAAAGGGAUUUAACUCCUAAAUGGCAGAGGGUUGAGCAGUGAGGCUGCAGGGGCAUGUUCUAUACACCAAAACUGCUUCAUUAAGCUAAAGUUGUUCAGGUGACUAUAGUGUCCCUUUAAGGAUACUAUUAUAAAUAGCAAUACCACUGGAAAUAGGCAUGGGUAAAACUCCUGUUAAAAGGGAUUGAAGGACCCAUGUAUCAACGGACUGUAAGAAUUUUUUUUUUAUCUUAUUAUUUUUAAUGAAUUAUCAUCGGCACUUACUAAACAAUAUUUGUUUCUCUUUUUUUCCAGUUUAGUGCAAAACUGGCAAGAAUCCAGAGUAAACCAGUAAAAAUGUACCAAGACUCAAAUACAAUAGCACAACAUAUCUACAGAAAGGUAAUAUCUCUCAAUCAAUCUGUGCAAGAAUGUUAGCACUAGUUUUACCUUCAAAUGCCCUUAUAGUCUUCUAUAUCAGUUUGUCCAAACAUAAAAAUGCUUGAUGCAAUCUGCCUAGUGGAGCUUUGAAUCAUCUUUCAAUCAUUUAUUAUUCCUGGAAUCACGCUUUGUCUUCAACAUACAUUGAAUUUCAAAUGAGCCAAUGCUUAAUGAGGUUUGUUAAAAUUAACAGUGUGGUAAAUUAUUAAAAAGUUUAUUUGCACUGUAAAAUUAGGAGCUAAAAAAUCUAGCAGGUUAAUAAAGCCCACUGGAAGGAGUGACUUAAUAUGAGAGAAAAAUACUUGAAAUUGGGAAAAAAAAAAUAGGUUUGACAUUGAAGAAUAUCAGAGAUUUAGGUUUAGGAGUGUUUCUAAGAUCCAUCCAGGUUGACUACACAAGUAUAACAGUAGAGGGUCUACCUCAACAUACAAACUAUUAGUUAGCCCAAGAACAAUAUAGCUCUAUUAUAGCAGAUAUUAACAAAAAAAAAAACUGUAGAGUUCUGGUACAGUGUCACUUGUGAAACAUUGUGGUGGUUGUUUUUGACUUGGACAUGCUGUUUACUGGAAACUGGAACAAGCUUUCUUGUCUUUUGGUUUCUUUUUGUUUUUUUAAUUUGAAGAUUUUAUUUAAGCGAGCUGGAAAUGAUAAACAUAUUGCGUAAUGUGGCUUUUGAUUUAGCAUUGCCUUCUUAAGUCCUUUAUCUAACUUGAAUGAUUUAUCUAACUUGUAGAUGAAUGAGUUAAGUCCAGUUAAUUAGACAAACUGCCGAUUAAUAAAAAGUUGCAUCAUCCCAACUGACCAUAUUUCAACAAUAAUAGAUCUAAAACUGCCCAAACAGGAUAGUUGACUUUAUAUCUAUGUAUACUAGAUAGGCUGCCAGAUAGGUUGAGUAAAAGUAUAUGACCACCAGACAUGGAGUGCAGUAACUGAGUUUGCAUGCAGUAUUGUACCAAAAAGCUUGAAAGUGGAUUCCCAAAACAUAGUACUACUAGAAAACUCAAACAUAAAAAUCUUGUACCACUCAUCCCAUGUGAGGGUAGUUCCAAGCUGAAAUUCCUAAUUUCUGGUAAAUUAUGGGAAUGGGAUCUCAUCUCGGUUUGAGUGAUUGUACAAAUUGCAGCAUGGAGGGUGAAUCCUAAGAAAGAAGACUUUUAAUGAAAAGUCUGCCUUGGUUAACUGAGCUUGGAUUGCCAUGUGUUAGAUUUCUUUCCCAUCUGAAUGGAUGCUGCUGCAGUUAUGAAGCAGCAAGGAUAAGCAUCCCAAAGUGCAAAAAAAAAGAACAGGGUACACACACACAAUGGAAAGCCGGUUAAGGAGCCUCAAGCAUCUCAUACAAUUACUGUUAAAGAAAGUUGGCGUUUUACCUUCACAUAGGAUUAAAUACAGACAUUAAACCACUGAUUUACAGAGGAAAGUGGAGGUGCUAUACAUGAGGGUGUCCAGCAUCUUCAUAUCCCCCAUAUGAAAGCAUUGAUUCACUGCUUUUCUAGGUGGAUGGCCUAAUGCAUGAGGCGUUCGUUGCCCAUUCGCAUUAAGUUCCCCCUCAGCGCUGAUGUCAGAGGAGGUGGAGAGGGUGCCAGUGCCGAGGGACCUUGGCUCUGGAAUAAGGAGUUCACCGUGAGGAGGUUGGGGCAGAAGAACACUUUUUAGAGUUAGGAAUACAGCUUAAAGUGAUAGCACUGUAUUUUAGACAGUUCUGCAUUUGACAUCACAUCCCUUCAGCUUCUGGACCAGUCUCUGCUCACGAUCCAAAUAGCAUGACCAGGAAGGAAGUGAUAGCAACCAAGAUUAGAUUUGUCACUAUUACCUCAAAUAGGAAUAUUGUUAUGUUGGAAAUGUUAAUUGUGUUUGACCAAGACUACUCCCACAGAGCCAUAGAAUAAAAUUCAGAAUUUAUUUUUAGACUGGUAAAAGGUAGAUAUCCAAACUCCUGCAACUGAUAUAAAAUAUUAAUUGUUAGCACAUUAGGAAAUAUAAAUAUUGCUUUGAAUAAUUUGCACUUUUCUUAAAGUCACAUUACAGACAGAGACCAGCAUACCAGGGAUAAAUGCAGAUAAAUGCAGCCUUAGUUGCAGACUAAGUGAAAUCACAGUUUAACCUGUGAUUCUGUUAAAGGUCACACUAAUCAUCCUGAAUGGGUGUGAAAAAAUAAUCACAUAAAUGCCAUUUAUUUGUAUGCCAUAAUAAAGUAACAGAGAGACUGUUGGUGCAUAUCUAUAAAGAUUACAUGUUCUGUAGUUACAAGGUUGGUUAAUAAUUGUGAUGGGGGUGUUUUGUAUGAAAGGAAUGUUUGCAAAUGAUUACUGUAACACGGAACACUUGCGUAACACUUCCAUGGUUUGCUUCCCAUAGAAACUCCAACACCUGCAGGAAGAAAAAAACCUUGAGAUUGAAAGCCUGCGAAACAAGAUUAAGGAAUUGGAGCAGCAAGCCAGCAAUAUACAAGAUUUUCGCUUAAAGAGGAAGAGAUUUUAA
Messenger RNA from Pelobates cultripes (western spadefoot toad), 18130 nucleotides. Lineage: Eukaryota; Metazoa; Chordata; Amphibia; Anura; Pelobatidae. The record is from the annotation of a GenBank genome assembly.